AAAUAUAUUAGUCUCUUUUUUGUUUCCGAGUGUCGACACAGAACCAAGUGUGUAGCGAUAACGAAAAGCAAUAUCAAUCUCUGUUCUUCAUCAGUUGCUUGAGCUAUGGGGAAGAGGAAGUCGAAAUCAAAGCCGCCUCCUAAGAAGAGAAUGGACAAACUUGACACUGUCUUCAGCUGUCCUUUCUGUAGCCACGGCACCAGCGUCGAAUGUCGCAUUGAUAUGAAGAACUUAAUUGGGGAGGCAAAUUGCAGGAUUUGUCAAGAGAGCUUCAGCACCACUGUUACAGCACUGACAGAGGCCAUUGACAUAUACAGUGAAUGGAUUGACGAGUGCGAACGUGUGAACAACCUUGAAGACGAUGAUGGUCCUUAGGUUCUAGUGACAGUCUGUUUUAGUUGUGUAGACAGUAGCCUGAGAUGAUCUGAAGCUGUCUUUAAGCUUUGAUGUUAGUUCUGUUGAUAUUUCUAUGUUUUAUUACUAAAGUUGUACCUGAAGUUACGAAAGCCUCUUGGGUUUGAUAAAUAAGCUCCAUGUGUGACAUGCUUUCUAUGUUCAAAUAGUUUGAAAUAGAUAUGGUUGUUAUCGUGUAUUA
Molecule: messenger RNA, 595 nt
Organism: Solanum stenotomum
Lineage: Eukaryota; Viridiplantae; Streptophyta; Magnoliopsida; Solanales; Solanaceae
Product: transcription elongation factor 1 homolog
Exons: 6
Coding region: 106-375 (89 amino acids)
Biological process (GO): transcription elongation by RNA polymerase II
Cellular component (GO): transcription elongation factor complex
Molecular function (GO): RNA polymerase II complex binding
Source: RefSeq, a predicted model, not a curated record